Messenger RNA from Hyaloscypha bicolor E, 444 nucleotides. RefSeq names its product carbohydrate-binding module family 13 protein. The coding region runs from base 1 to 444 and encodes 147 amino acids. The transcript has 4 exons. The record is from RefSeq and is a predicted model, not a curated record. NCBI's taxonomy places the organism in Eukaryota, Fungi, Ascomycota, Leotiomycetes, Helotiales, Hyaloscyphaceae.
AUGAGCGACUACACCGGCCCAGGCGUCUACAUCUUGGUUUCCGUAGCUACCGGCACCAUUAUCAACUUGUCCGGAGCCAAUCCUGCAAACAAGACACCCGUCAUCGGCUUUACUAACGACUCAGCACCAAACGCGCAAUGGCAGAUCGCUGAUGCUGGAAAUGGGCAGUACUUGAUCAUUAAUGUCGCAACUGGCACCUACUUGACCGGAAGUGGUGGUGCUAACGGCGCCACCACAGGCAACCUCAUCUCCCCCACUGAUAAGACAGUAAGAUAUACUAUUGUCCCUGCCGGAAAUGGGGCUUAUAUCUUCUACAAUGUCGCCUUCCCGGCGUCAGUUCUAAAUCUUUCAGGAGCUUCGGCUGCCUUGGGUACGCCCGUGCUUCUUUGGCCAGAGAGUGCAGGUGCCAAAAAUGAGCAGUGGUAUAUUAAGUAUCCAGCAUAG